UUUGCGCCCAAAAAAAAAUGAAGAACGUAAGCGCCUUUUUGCGGGGUAGCUAGACAGCUAGUAGCACGAGGAGCCGAACGCCAUUCCAUUUCCAGAUUUUUCCUCUUACAAAUCCGAUCACGCCAUCGUUCUCGUCGCCCUCUUUUGUGUUGAUUUUAUCGCUCUUGAUCUCUCUCAGGCAGUCAACAUUGCUGUGUUCUUCGGGGUAGAAAAAGAUGCUUAUGAUUCGUUCUCUUCGCACCCAGCUGGGGCCUUGGGCUUCUCGCGCCUCCUUCUCCACCUCCGCCGCCGCUGUUGAAGCGGAGAGGACGAUCCGUGACGGUUACCGGAACGAUUGGAGCAAGGAGGAGAUUAAAUCGAUCUACGAUUCACCCAUCCUUGAUCUCGUUUUCCAUGGUGCUCAAGUCCAUAGGCAUGUUCACAAGUUUCGGGAAGUUCAACAAUGCACACUUCUAUCUAUUAAAACAGGUGGUUGUAGUGAAGAUUGCUCUUACUGCCCACAAUCCUCCAGGUAUGACACUGGACUAAAAGCCCAGAGGCUAAUGAACAAAGGUGCUGUAGUGGCGGCAGCAAAGAAGGCCAAGGAGGCUGGAAGCACACGUUUCUGCAUGGGAGCUGCUUGGAGAGAUACAGUUGGAAGGAAAACUAAUUUCAGUCAGAUACUGGAUUAUGUUAAAGAAAUAAGGGACAUGGGAAUGGAAGUUUGUUGCACACUGGGUAUGCUUGAGAAGCAGCAAGCGUUAGAGCUUAAGAAGGCUGGCCUUACUGCAUAUAAUCAUAAUCUUGAUACUUCAAGAGAGCACUAUCCAAAUAUAAUAACCACCAGAACAUAUGAUGAAAGGUUGGAAACGCUUCAAUAUGUCCGUGAGGCAGGAAUUAGUGUCUGCUCAGGAGGAAUUAUUGGUCUCGGUGAAGCGGAAGAAGAUCGUGUGGGUUUAUUGCAUACACUGGCAACCCUUCCUAACCAUCCUGAGAGUGUUCCCAUUAAUGCUUUGGUUGCAGUCAAGGGUACGCCUCUUCAAGAUCAGAAG
This is a messenger RNA of Dendrobium catenatum, 1031 nucleotides long. Its product is annotated as biotin synthase, mitochondrial-like. Gene Ontology annotation, cellular component: mitochondrion. Lineage: Eukaryota; Viridiplantae; Streptophyta; Magnoliopsida; Asparagales; Orchidaceae. Gene Ontology annotation, biological process: biotin biosynthetic process. Gene Ontology annotation, molecular function: 2 iron, 2 sulfur cluster binding; biotin synthase activity. The record is from RefSeq and is a predicted model, not a curated record. The transcript has 5 exons. The annotation marks the transcript as partial.